AUGGCGGAUGUGAAAGCAGCCAAGGUAUCCGACCGGUCCUCGGAGGCGAUGAUGCACGUCGCCUUGGAGGUCGUGCGAGAAGAAGAAGAAGAGGAACAAGCACCGACGGCAGCGCAGAGCUACUUCGUGCGAUGGCCAAUCCUGGCCCAGCACUAUGAGGUUGAGAGGUUCUAG
This is a messenger RNA of Aspergillus luchuensis, 174 nucleotides long. RefSeq lists its product as uncharacterized. The transcript has a single exon. Lineage: Eukaryota; Fungi; Ascomycota; Eurotiomycetes; Eurotiales; Aspergillaceae. The record is from RefSeq and is a predicted model, not a curated record. The coding region runs from base 1 to 174 and encodes 57 amino acids.